Messenger RNA from Megalops cyprinoides (Indo-Pacific tarpon), 4033 nucleotides. RefSeq names its product RAB GTPase activating protein 1-like (gene rabgap1l). The coding region runs from base 146 to 3268 and encodes 1040 amino acids. Lineage: Eukaryota; Metazoa; Chordata; Actinopteri; Elopiformes; Megalopidae. The record is from RefSeq and is a predicted model, not a curated record. The transcript is spliced from 26 exons.
GGAUGGGAAUGUGUGUCGGUGAGCUACUGUAAAGACUGCGGCUCAGCUGACACACUCACGUCCGGAGGCAUAGACUCUAAACAAGGCGUCUGCUGCCGCAGUGGACCGAGCACAGUGCUUUGGGGGGAGAGUGUUCCAGGCUAUCAUGGAUGACAGCUCCUCUCUGGGCAAAGUGAGCGGCUCCACAGAAUCUGUGUCAACCGUCACCAGCGAGGAGUUUGUGCUGGUGCAGCCUUCAGCCGGGGGGUCCCCCUCCUCGUCCGAGGGCAAGCCCAGACUCAAGAUGUCCUGGAAUGGGAGUGAGCAGCUGGAGAGAGCAAUGGAAGAGGUGCUGGAGGAUGCAGGGGGAACGGAAGAGAGGAGAGGAGGAGCGGGAGAGGAAAAUGAAAGAGAAGGCUCCCCUGGCCCAGAGGCGCUCGCGGCUCCUGAAGCACCAAAGCCUCCCCCUAGCCUAGCUCUGGACACCUCCCCUGCAGACGCGUCAGCGUGCCCAUCAGGUGGCUCCACCGUCCCGGAAGAGGACAGCGUUCAGUUCAACAAGCUGUCGUACCUGGGCUGCACCUGGGUGAAGGCCCCCCGCAGUGAGGCUGAGGCGCAGAGGGCCAUGUCCACCCUGCGGGCGGAGAGCGCCGUGCCCAUUCCCGUCACUCUCUAUGUGCCCAACGUGCCAGAGGGCUCCGUCAGGAUCGUGGACCAGGCGUCUGGGACGGAGAUCGCGUCGUUCCCCAUCUACAAGGUCCUGUUCUGUGCGCGGGGCCGCGAGGGCUCUGUGGAGAGCGACUGCUUCUCCUUCACCGAGAGCUACCGUAGCAGCGAGGACUUCCAGAUCCACGUCUUCUCCUGCCACAUAAAGGAAGCUGUCAGCCGAAUCUUAUACAGUUUCUCAACUGCAUUCCGGCGCUCCUCCAAACCGGCGCCUGAUGUCCGAGACCCCGCGACACCCCUCUCUCCUGACGGUGAUGUCUACACCUUCACCGUCUCAUUGGAGGUGCGAGAGGAUGACGGCAAAGGCAACUACAGCCCAGUUCCAAAGGACCGGGACAAGUUGUACUUCAAACUGCGCCAGGGAGUGCUGAAGAAGGUGGUGGUCACGGUCCAACAAAUGAGCAACAAGGAGCUGGGGAUCGAGAGGUGCUUUGGAAUGUUGCUGAGCCCAGGUCAGAAGGUCCGGAACAGUGACAUGCACCUUCUAGACAUGGAGUCAAUGGGGAAGAGCGCAGAUGGAAAGGCCUAUGUGAUCACAGGCACCUGGUGCCCCAACACGCCUGCUUUCCAGGUGCUGAAUGAAGACACGCCAAAAGAUAAGCAGGUGUACAUGACAGUGGCUGUGGACCUGGUGGUGACUGAGGUGGUGGAGCCGGUCCGCUUCCUGCUAGAGACACUUGUGCGGGUCUACCCGGCCAACGAGAGAUUUUGGUACUUCAGCCGAAAGGCCUUCACUGAGACUUUCUACCUCAAACUCAAACAGGGCAGUGAGAAGGAUGGUCAAGGAGAUGCAAUGUUUGAAGUGGUGAGCCUGCAGAGACAGACAGAGAGGGCCAACGGAGCUCGUGGGCGUCUGCAGUCCCCUGCUGAGGAUGAGGAGCCAGAAGAAGACAGCGACAGUGAGAUCUCAAGUGGCACGGGUGACGUUUCCAAGGACUGCCCCGAGAAGAUCCUCGAGUCCUGGGGUGGAAUCCUCAACAGAUGGCACGGGAACCUGGCGGCGCGGCCCAAGGGCCUGUCCGCGCUUGUGAGGCCGGGGAUCCCCGAGGCGCUGCGCGCCGAAGUCUGGCAGCUCCUGUCCGGCUGCCACAAUGACCAGGCCCUGCUGGAGCGCUACCGCAUCCUCAUCACCAAGGACUCUGCGCAGGAGGGUGUGAUCACCAGAGAUAUCCACCGCACCUUUCCCGCUCACGAUUACUUCAAAGACUCGGACGGCGAUGGCCAAGACUCGCUCUACAAGAUCUGUAAGGCCUACUCUGUGUACGAUGAGGAGAUCGGAUACUGUCAGGGCCAGUCCUUCCUGGCGGCCGUGCUGCUGCUGCAUAUGCCGGAGGAGCAGGCGUUCUGCGUCCUGGUGAAGAUCAUGUACGAGUACGGCCUCAGAGCCCUGUACAAGAACAACUUCGAGGACCUGCACUGCAAGUUCUACCAGCUGGAGAAGCUGCUGCAGGAGCAGCUGCCGGAGCUGUGGUCCCAUUUCCAGGACCUCAACCUGGAGGCCCACAUGUACGCCUCGCAGUGGUUCCUCACCCUCUUCACCGCCAAGUUCCCCCUCUGCAUGGUCUUCCACAUCACCGACCUGCUGCUGAGUGAGGGGUUAAACAUCAUCUUUAAUGUUGCCCUGGCUCUCCUGAAGACCUCCAAGGAGGAUCUUCUCCAGGCCGACUUUGAGGGGGCUCUGAAGUUCUUCCGGGUGCAGCUGCCCAAGCGAUACCGAGCUGCAGAGAAUGCCCGCAGACUCAUGGAACAGGCGUGCAACAUCAAGGUGCCUACCAAGAAACUGAAGAAAUUUGAGAAAGAGUACCAGUCUCUUAGGGAGAGCCAGCUGCAACAGGAGGACCCCAUCGACAGGUACCAGAGGGAGAACCGGCGGCUGCAGGAGGCCAGCAUGCGCCUGGAGCAGGAGAACGACGACCUGGCCCACGAGCUGGUCACCAGCAAGAUCGCGCUGAGGAACGACCUGGACCAGGCGGAGGACAAGGCGGAUGUGCUGAACAAGGAGCUGCUGAACACCAAACAGCGUCUGGUGGAGACCGAGGAGGAGAAGAGGAGACAGGAAGAGGAGACUGCACAGCUGAAGGAAGUGUUCCGGAGGGAGCUGGAGAAAGCAGAGUCAGAGAUCAAGAAGACAACGGCCAUCAUUGCAGAGUACAAACAGAUAUGCUCUCAGCUCAGCACCAGACUGGAGAAGCAGCAGGCUGCCACCAAGGAGGAGCUGGACAUUGUCAAGAGCAAGGUGAUGGCGUGCGAGCGCUGCCGGGAGGUCUUCAGCAAGGAGGGGCCUCUUCAGCUGCCGGCUGUCAGCAGGGACAACCGGGACUCGGACCUGGACGAGGAGAAGGACUCGCUCAAGGCGCAGCUGCGGGAGCUGGAGCUGGAGCUGGCCCAGACCAAACUGCAGCUGGUGGAGGCCAAGUGCAAGAUCCAGGAGCUGGAGCACCAGAGGGGGGUGCUGAUGAAUGAGAUCCAGGCCGCCAAAAACUCCUGGUUCAGCAAGACGCUCGGCUCUCUCAAGACGUCCACUAGCAACCAGCCGCCUUCCUCCCCCAAAGAAGGGCCAUAGAGCGCCCCCUUCAGGCGGCGGCGUGUGCAGCUUGGAGGAGUGGGGCUGCGAAAUAAGGGAGGGAGAGGCAUCUCAUGAACACUAGAUUAAUAACACGAUAUUGCAAUGCAGUAUUCCCUUUCCAGGUGGGAGAGACUGGCGCACGUGCCCCUCCCCCCUGCUGAGGAGCAGGACCCAGACCAGAGGGUGAGCAAGCACUCGGUAGGCCAUUCCUGCAUCCCUCAUGCUGGUCUGAAACAGGAGGGAAGACAUGAAAGAACAAAGAAACGCAAGACACCUCAUUUCAUCACCUCACGGAGAUCUGAUCCAAUUCUCCCUGGUGGUGCUCCCUUCUAUGGUGAAUUUCGUUCUAGUGAGGUUCCAGUGUUUUGUGUGUGUACGUGGUUUUGUUCCUAUUUCAGUCGUAAACGAAACCCUGUUCCUCAUUCAGUAAACUUAGGUUGUCGUAACAGAGAGAACAGUAGGUGGCAUGAUAUGCAUCUCUCUAGAUCCCUGGUGAUACAGAUACAAGUGUUUAAUAUCACAGCCCCAUCUAGUGGAUCCAUCAUGCAACUGCAAAUUGGCUGUCACCAAGACCGGAUUGGACUCAGCUGCUCUGUGGCUUGGUCUAGAUCGGCCAUAUGGUGUAAAAAGUCGCUGCACCUUGACAGACAAGUCUCGAUGUGGACUCAGUGGUCUGAGAGACGUAGAUAUUAAGGGUUUCUCUCCUGUUUAUUAUACACAGCUUCCGAUUACAUGUCUUCUGCAUUUGCUGCUAACGAAUAA